GAGCCAGGAGCGUCUCCUGAGGGUGGCGAGGAGGGAGCUGAGGCGCGCGGGCUCUCAGUCGACGCCUCGCAGAAACCAGGAGGCCUGGCCUGGGGGGCAGCUGCUUGAAGGAGGCAGAGCGGAAGCGAGGGAGGCCGCUGGAGGCCCUGCCGCCCGCCCGCCCUUUCCUCCCGCUGAGGAGAAAGCCGGCAUAUCUGCAGUGCAGCAGGCCGCGGGCGUUGGAAGCGUUGCUUUUCCGGUUUGCCUGAUUGCUGAGACGCUCAGUCAGAAAGUAUGAAUGAUUCUAGGCAGCAGUCUCUGUUCUUCAUCACACUUCCAGAUUUAAACAAACUCUGUGCUGUCAGAAUAAUACUGAGUAAUAAGGUGGCAGAUACUGAGAUAAGGACUAUACAAAUGAAGAUGUGCAGGCAAUUGCUGUUUUUGCAUCAAGAUAUUCUUGCAUCACCUGUGUCUGGAAUAUUAAACCAAAUUUGGGUGGUGAUGGCGAUACCAUUUUAUAAAGCAAGAAAACUUAAUGCCUGUGUUGAAAAAUAUGGAGCUAAGAUGGAGGCUCCACAAAGAGUAAUUCCUGUAAUUCUUCAGAACUGCCUUUCAUAUUCAUUCACGGCUAGACUUGCUCCAGCCUGGAAUAGAACUGGCCAUCUCUUGAUACAAGGAAGAGAUUUUCUUUCUCAGAUGGGAAAACAAAGUGCUGUUGUAUUAAACAUCAAUGUAACAGAAACUCAAGUUUGUCUAAGUAUAGAAGCUUGCACAAUCAGACUGCCACCAUCUGAGCUAAAAGAGUUUGAGAUUUCCCCGAGUCUUAUAAAGGAUUUUCAUACUAACAAGCAUGCGGUCAUUGAGAGACAUUCCAUUUUAAGCAACUGGUGCUACGUUUUGCCAAGUAUGAAAAUGGGACAAAUUAUAAAUAUUCUUCAUGCCAUCCCGCCUGACUGUCCUUUUCGCUCAUAUGGAGAUUUCCAGAGACACUGGGAUGCCCUGUAUGGCUAUAAACUUCCAGAAGAUUGUGGAAAAAUUAAAAUAUACUGCAACAUCUAUUUCAAGAUGCUCGGAGAAAGGACCUUCACAUAUCCUCUCAGUUGCAUCAGAAGUCAGCCCAUACAGUUCUUUCCAAGGGUAGAUUCAGAAGUUGUGUUGAAAAGUUUUCUUUCAGAUUUAAAAUCUAAACUGCCUCAUAUAUGUGGAUUUCCCAUAAAGAUAACAAGUAAACCGUGCUACUACACACAAGAACUAACUAAACCUAACAUACAGGAACACAAAGUCAAGCCACCCAAUUUGACCACUAAAAAAAUGUUCAGGGCAUCUCUGACUCAAGCCACUUCCAUGAAACCUGCCUGUGCUCAAAGUCUUCUACCAUGUUCAGUAGCAGUGGACCACAAGGUGGAGCUUUCAGUCAGCCAGCCAACAGCAGGCAUUUUCUCAGCUUUGCAUCUCCAGCCAGAGUCUGUUCAGAGUAGAAAGAAAUCCCUGUCUAUCAGGGCUCCACAAGUACGUUCGGAAGUAUUAAUGCCCAACAGAGGAAAUGCUCAAGUUCAACACACAGAUCUUAGCUCCCAAAGCAACAUCACCCCUAAGUUUGUACCAGUUUUCAAAAAUACCUUAGUACUUGGCAGCCCGAAAAGAAAACAGCAUGUUGUGACACAAUCUAAAUUGUUUUCACUCAAAACUAGUAUGAUCCAGCAUGACAAACUGAAUUUAGGUCCAGCUAUAAAAAACAGAUAUAAUAGUAACAUUCAGAUGCAGGUUGCUAACAAUUUAAAUCAGGAGAAUUCCAGACCUCUGCAAGAAAAAAAUACAGAGUCUUCUGAAAAUAUGAGAAAAUUUUCCUCUUCUAAUGGAAAAUCAACUGUGAGUUUAAACAAAAAUAAGCAACUAUCUAACAGGGCAGUAUUGCUGAGGUCAAAUAACAAUUUAGGGGUAGUAAAAAGUGCUGUUGACGUCCAAAUGAAAGGAAAAGAAAAUUUAACAGGCAAAUGUAUAACACAAAUUUUAGGGAAAAGCCAUGGGUCACUAAAACUGAAAAGACAGCCACACAUUUUUGAAUCAGAUGGAGAAACAGAAGAUCCCCGACUGCUACAGCAGCAAUCAGAAAAUCAAGCUAAAGAAGUUGGUACAAGUGACCACAGGUUGAUAGUAAGCAAAAUAGCCCACAAGUCUAAAAGAAAAUUAUGUCCAGAGGCUUCCAAAACUUCAAAGAAGCAUCAUUCCAAUACUGCGCACUAUGGCCAAUCCAGUUCUUCUAGGAAGCAGAUACUUGAUUCAGAUAAAUCAAAACCUAAGAAAUCUCUCAUCAUUCCUAAUGCUUAGAACAUGGACCUGAAAGAAGGAAAUGUCUACCAGAGAUGACCAUUCUGAAUAUAGAAUGAACACUCUUCCGGAUGUCUCUCACACUCCUGUGACCAUGAAAUCAGCUCUACAGACUGCUGUGGAACCUCC
Mandrillus leucophaeus (drill) is the source of this 2436-nucleotide messenger RNA. Its product is annotated as chromosome unknown open reading frame, human C18orf63. Lineage: Eukaryota; Metazoa; Chordata; Mammalia; Primates; Cercopithecidae. The transcript has 14 exons. The coding region runs from base 274 to 2307 and encodes 677 amino acids. The record is from RefSeq and is a predicted model, not a curated record.